Messenger RNA from Musa acuminata AAA Group (dessert banana), 363 nucleotides. RefSeq lists its product as uncharacterized. The coding region runs from base 1 to 363 and encodes 120 amino acids. The transcript has a single exon. The record is from RefSeq and is a predicted model, not a curated record. NCBI's taxonomy places the organism in Eukaryota, Viridiplantae, Streptophyta, Magnoliopsida, Zingiberales, Musaceae.
AUGGCCCGACAUGCUCCUCUCUCAAAUUUCUCACCCGCUUCCAACGCCGCUGCCGCUCUGUUCUUCCUUGUGGCCUUGGUGGCCGCGGUCGCCUCUAUUGUCAACUCCCUCUGCACCACCCGCAAGCACUCCAAGAUGGCAAAGGAGAAUACAGACAGUAACCCAAGCACUUCGCCAAAGGAGGACGGAGAGCUCCUCUGCAGCGUAGCCGUAGAAGAGGCCUUAUGGAGGAAGAGCAUCAUCAUGGGGGAGAGGUGCAGGCCCCUGGUGUUCUCGGGCCAAAUCCUGUACGACUCCCAGGGAAACCAGCUGCCGAACUUGGCUCCGGUCGUGCCACCGAGAGGCGGGCAGCGUUUAGGCUGA